AUAUUUACAGCAGCACAAGAAACCCCCAUUGUGGAUAUGGUUCGUGAGAACAACCUCAUCAGACUCCGGGAGAUCAGAGACAAAGUCAUUGACGAUAAUGUGAAUUUUGAGGGCAUUGAUGAUGUCAGCUUGGCCACAAUAGACCGAGUUCUCCGGCGCCAAAAGAUGCGGAUGAAACAAGUCUAUAGGGUUCCCUUUGAGCGGAACUCUGCACGACACAAAGACCUACGUUACGAGUAUGUGCAAAGGACAUUACAGUUGGACGUGAUGGCCAGACCUCAUGAGUACCUCUUCCUGGAUGAGGCUGGCUUCAACCUGCACAAACGAAGGCAAAGAGGCUGUAACAUCAUUGGCCAAAGAGCCAUAACUGAGGAACCAGAACCCAGCUGUGUGUCAUUUAGGAGCGACAGGUCAAAGGGUGUCAUCCAUGACUUCAAACCUUCUGGACCUCCGUCCUCAGAGAGAGUGGACCAGCAGAACUCAGAGGUUCCCAGAGGUCCGUCUGCCCGGCAGCAUCAAACCCAGCUGGACUCCAUAUUUAUGCUGCUGGAGGACAACAUUGUCACUUUUGUGAAGAACGAGCUGAAGAAGAUCCAGAAGAUUCUGAGUCCAGAUGACCCAGACUGCUCAGAGAGUCAGAGAGAUGAGGAGGAGGUGUUGGAAGGUGAGGAUGAAGAGCAGAGGAGGAGCAGCAAAGAGGCACUGAUGAAGAUCACUGUGAACUUCCUGAGGAGGAUGAAGCAGGAGGAGCUGGCUGACCGUUUGCAGAAACAUUUUGCUGCGGUUCAACAUAAACUUAAAUCUGGUCUGAAGAAGAAGUUCCAGUGUGUGUUUGAGGGGAUCGCUAAAGCAGGAAGUCCAACCCUUCUGAACCAGAUCUACACAGAGCUCUACAUCACAGAGGGAGGGACUGGAGAGGUCAAUGAUGAACAUGAGGUCAGACAGAUUGAAACAGCAUCCAGGAAACCACACAGACCAGACACAACCAUCAGACGAGAAGACAUCUUUAAAGUCCCACCUGGAAGAGAUCAACCAAUCAGAACAGUGAUGACAAAGGGAGUGGCUGGCAUUGGGAAAACAGUCUUAACCAAGAAGUUCACUCUGGACUGGGCUGAAGACAAAGCCCACCAGAACAUCCACUUCAUUUUUCCAUUCACCUUCAGAGAGCUGAAUGUGCUGAAAGAGAAAAAGUUCAGCUUGGUGGACCUUGUUCAUCACUUCUUUACUGAAACCAAAGAAAUCUGCAGCUUUGAACACUUCCAGGUUCUGUUCAUCUUUGAUGGUCUGGAUGAGAGUCGACUUCCUCUGGACUUCCAGAACCAGGAGAUCCUGACUGAUGCUACAGAGUCCACCUCAGUGGAUGUUCUGCUGACAAACCUCAUCAGGGGGAAACUGCUUCCCUCUGCUCGCCUCUGGAUAACCACACGACCUGCAGCAGCCAAUCAGAUCCCUCCUGAGUGUGUUGGCAUGGUGACAGAGGUCAGAGGGUUCACUGACCCACAGAAGGAGGAGUACUUCAGGAAGAGAUUCAAAGAUGAGGAGCAGGCCAGGAGGAUCAUCUCCCACGUGAAGACAUCCAGAAGCCUCCACAUCAUGUGCCACAUCCCAGUCUUCUGCUGGAUCACUGCUACGGUUCUGGAGGACGUGUUGGAGACCAGACAGGGAGGAGAGCUGCCCAGCACCCUGACUGAGAUGUACAUCCACUUCCUGGUGGUUCAGACCAAAGUGAAGAAGGUCAAGUAUGAUGGAGGAGCUGAAACAGAUCCACACUGGAGUCCAGAGAGCAGGAAGAUGAUCAAGUCUCUGGGAAAACUGGCUUUUGAUCAGCUGCAGAAAGGAAACCUGAUCUUCUAUGAAUCAGACCUGACAGAGUGUGGCAUCGAUAUCAGAGCAGCCUCAGUGUACUCAGGAGUGUUCACACAGAUCUUUAAAGAGGAGAGAGGGCUGUACCAGAACAAGGUGUUCUGCUUCGUCCAUCUGAGUGUUCAGGAGUUUCUGGCUGCUUUUCAUGUUCAUCUGAACUUCAUAAACUUUGGUGUCAUCCCGAUGGAAGAAAAACAAACAUUUAGGAGGUCUUCAUUUUCUAAGAAACCUAAACUAAAGUCUCUUCACCAGACAGCUGUUGAUCAGGCCUUAAAGAGUCCAAAUGGACGCCUGGACUUGUUCCUCCGGUUCCUCCUGGGACUUUCACUGCAGACCAAUCAGAGACUCCUACAAGGUCUGCAGACACACACAGGAAGUAGCUCACAGACCAAUCAGGAAACAGCUCAGUACAUCAAGAAGAAGAUCAGUGAGAAUGUGUCUGCAGAGAAAAGCAUCAAUCUGUUCCACUGUCUGAAUGAACUGAAGGAUCGUUCUCUAGUGGAGGAGAUCCAACAGUCUCUGAGUUCAGGAAAUCUCUCCACAGAUAAACUCUCUCCUGCUCAGUGGUCAGCUCUGGGUUUCUUCUUAGUGUCAUCUGCAAAAGAUCUGGAUGUGUUUGACCUGAAGAAAUACUCUGCUUCAGAGGAGGUUCUCCUGAGGCUGCUGCCAGUGGUUAAAGCCUCCAACAAAGCUCUACUGAGUGUCUGUAACCUCUCAGGGAGAAGCUGUGAAGCUCUGUCCUCAGUUCUCAGCUCCCAGUCCUCCAGUCUCAGAGAACUGGACCUGAGUAACAACAACCUGCAGGAUUCAGGAGUGAAGCUUCUCUCUGCUGGACUGGAGAGUCCAAACUGCAGACUGGAAACUCUCAGCUUGUCAGGCUGUCUGGUGUCAGAGGACGGCUGUGCUUCUCUGGCCUCUGCUCUGAGCUCCAACUCCUCCCACCUGAAAGAGUUGGACCUGAGCUACAAUCAUCCAGGAGACUCAGGAGUGAAUCUGCUGUCGGCUGGACUGAAGGAUCCACGCUGGAGACUUGAAGCUCUCAGGGUGGAGCCUGCUGGAGUCCGAUGGUUGACACCAGGUCUGAGGAAGUAUUCCUGUCAACUCACAAUCGACACAAACACAGUGAGCAGAGAACUCAAACUGUCUGAAGACUACAAGAAGGUGACAUUUGUGGAGGAGCUGCAGUCAUAUCCUGAUCAUCCAGACAGAUUUGAUUCCUUUCCUCAGUUGCUGUGUCGAACUGGUCUAACUGGUCGCUGUUACUGGGAGGUCGAGUGGAGAGGAAUAGUUUAUUUAUCAGUGAGUUACAGAAGAAUCAGGAGGAGAGGAACCAGUGGAAACUGUUGGUUUGGAGGGAAUGAUCAGUCCUGGAGUCUGAGAUGCUCUGAUCAUCGUGGUUACUCUGUCUGUCACAAUAACAGAGAAACACGUAUCUCCUCCUCCUCCGUCUCCUACAGAGUAGCAGUGUAUGUGGACUGUCCUGCUGGUAUUCUGUCCUUCUACAGAGUCUCCUCUGACUCACUGAUCCACCUCCACACCUUCAACACCACAUUCACUGAACCUCUGCAUCCUGGCUUUGGUGUCUGGAAGUCCAGUUCUGAUUCCUCAGUGUUUCUGUGUUGAGUUGAGUCUAAAGAGUCUCCUCCUCUCAGAGAAAGCCUCUCCCUGUUGAACAGAUCAGUUCAGCAGUUCAAUCUGUUCAUGUCUGCCUAUUUCACUCAGAAACACAUUUUCACAUUCAUAGAUUCAAUCUGUUUCUUUGUGAAAGAAUCAGAUUCUAAAUGAUUCCUUGAAACUUCUUCCUCUUCCAGUCCUUUAAAGAUGGAAGCUGGGAUUAUUCCAGGAUCCACAUGUUGUUUUUCUGCCUGUUUCCAGUCAAAGCUUCACUUCUGAAUAUCAGCAUGUUGACUGUCUCUCUUGGUUUUUUACCUUCAUUCAUGAGUCAAAUUUCAUUGAAAUGUUAGGCAGUUUUUCUCAAUCUCUGGACAUUAUCUGUUUCUCUUGGCUACUAUUUUUCCAAACACUUUAGAUCCAAAUGUUAAAUCUUCCCUUUGUAUAUUUGCAGCAGUUCUACUUCAUCUGUUUUAAUGAGCGAUAAACUGAUUUUCUUCUUCUGUAUUUGAUUCAUUUGCUGCUCAUUCUCUUCUGUGCGUCUGAUCAAUUUUCAAUAUUUCAAUAAAACAAAUGUUUUGUUUAUCAAC
Molecule: messenger RNA, 4064 nt
Organism: Fundulus heteroclitus (mummichog)
Lineage: Eukaryota; Metazoa; Chordata; Actinopteri; Cyprinodontiformes; Fundulidae
Product: NLR family CARD domain-containing protein 3-like
Exons: 10
Coding region: 37-3486 (1149 amino acids)
Molecular function (GO): protein binding
Source: RefSeq, a predicted model, not a curated record